Serpula lacrymans var. lacrymans S7.9 is the source of this 2748-nucleotide messenger RNA. RefSeq lists its product as uncharacterized. Lineage: Eukaryota; Fungi; Basidiomycota; Agaricomycetes; Boletales; Serpulaceae. The transcript has 18 exons. Bases 1 to 2748 code for a protein of 915 amino acids. The record is from RefSeq and is a predicted model, not a curated record.
AUGGCCACAGCUCAUUUCAACUCAAUUUCCCUCAGUCUUGCUCGAUGGAUCAAUGAUAUCAAGGCCUUUAUUUCCUGUGGGACUUGGCAGGGAUCUGGGUUCAAUCAUUCGGAGGACACUGUUUUGCUCUGCUCUCGUUUGAUUAGCCAUGAGGUAGGCGUGUCUUUCAUGAUGAUGGUGAGCAAGAUUAAUCUUGCUGUGAAGACUCACAGCCUGCUAAGUGCUGCAGGUCCUUACCAAAUCCUCAAGGGCCUUUAUGAUGGCAAGGUAAAGGGCCUUGCUGGAUGUCCCACUGAGCAUGCAUUCUACCAGUGGGUCUCAACCGGCUGGAAGUACAUGCAAAUCACUGCCGGUGGGUCAAUCUACUCUCUUGUCCUCAUUGCUGGCCUUGACAUGCGUUGGACGUUGAGUAGGGUAGGCUCUAGGGUGCCAUGGGAGGUUGCAAAGGUGCUGAGGGACCCUGGAACAGAUGGUGUUGGUGCUCUUGUCCAUGCCCAAAUCAUCCCCACCAUUGUGCGCCUAGGCCAGUCCCUCGCACUUACCUUCCCGGGUCUUUUCCUCAAGAAAAUCUUUGAUUGUAUGUCUCUCAAAGACGCGGACAGGCUGUUCAAUUCUGUUGAACUAAAGAUCAAGACAAAGUUUCAGUGCCUUGCAGAAUGCAACAUUACAUAUCCAGCCAGCCACAACAGCUCAGAAAACAAUUGGUGGACAAUAUCUGAGCGUGUCUUAGCAUGCAAUGCCCCUGCCAUCACAGAUAUGCAAGAUUUGUCUGCCAAGCUAUCUACAUUUUAUCCUAAUGGAUGCAAAAGGGAUGGAGUUUAUAUACGCAUUCCCAUGUCAUCUAUUCCUCCAGCAAUCGAUAUGCAAAAUGACGACGACACAUUGAUGGUGUUCAUAUGCCAUUCAAUGCCUAGGCAUAUGAAGACAACUCUAGUGGCCCACCUCAAGGCUAGCUUUGAUGGGUUGCCAGUAUUCUCCAGCGCUCUGGGUAAUGAUGAACCUUUCAAAUGUCUCCACUUCUCCUGGUGGAACAGAUAUGGGACUCAGACAUUGAUCAAGGGUUAUGGGGCACCUAUUGAUGUGCACCCACAUGAAUUAGGCGUCACUAACAAAACCCAGAUGAUCCCUUAUUUGUCAAAGGAGGGCUCAGACAAUGAGCAGCUUUAUUUGAACUUGCAGGAUGCUUUUGCAGAUGUUUUCCAAUGGAUUUCUGACGUUAUGGAAUUCUGCCUACCAGAAGAAUACUCUAUGCUAGCCAAGAUAGUUGAUACCCUCCCUGGAAAACCAGGAUCUCCAGUCACUCCUUUUUUAUCCUUGUUGUUAAUAUUAAUGGAUGGUAAGGAUCACAUCCUUUGCCUUGUUCUUCCACUGGGAGAUUUUACAGAGGGUGCUCUUGUGUUACAUGAGCAGGGACUUGUUCUUGAGCUGAAGAGUGGGGAUUUUGCCAUUUUCAGAUCUAAGGAGUCAACACACUUUAAUUUAGAUUAUCAGGGCAAGAGAGCCUUAUUUGACUUACACACAGAUGGUUUUGGAAGGGAUAGAGGGGACGCAGUGCCUAGAGUUACACGGUCCAAACAAGUUACUGCUCUCAGAACUAGGGGCAGAGGUGUAGCAAAUGAUCUAGUGACAGCAUCUUCUCCAUCACCACCUCCUUCAACUCAGCCUAGACAGCCCCAGCCACGUCAAAAUAAACAGGCUAUUUCUGCAAAACCUAAUGCCACAGCUGCCACAACACUCAGCAAAGAAGAUGAAAAUUUGCUUGGGGCUCUUCUAGCAAGAAAAAAGGUUGCAUUAGCCUCAGAAGCUGAGGCAGAGAAAUCUGCUACGCGUAAGAGAGUAGCAGCAAUGUUGGCUGAUGAAGAAGAUUCUGAAGGAGAUGACCUACAUGGCAAGAAAAUAUGUCUGGAUGGUGAUGAUAAUGACAACAAUGAUAAUGAUGACAAUGCUGAUGAUCGCAAAAUUAUGAUAGAUCAUAUUCUGGGUCCUGCAGAAAUAUCUAGUGAUGAUCAAGAUAAUUCUGUAAUACCUCCUUUACAGCCUCUAUCAGAUGAUAAUGAGGAGGAGGAGGAGGAGGAGGAGGAGGAGGAGGAGGAGGAGGAGAGUUCCCCAAAAAGAGUUGUGGAUGAUAAUGAGGUUGUAAGAGGAACAGAUUGUCCCACUGUUUCUACAUCUACAUCUACUGUGUCAUGGAGCCCCAACAUCAUUUCUCUUCCAAAAUCUUCCACUGCAAAACCAAAGCUUCAUUCUAUGGCCUGCCCUAACAACAAAUUCACAGAAAAAGGAUUUCCAAAUCCCCUCAGUCGUCAAUCAAUAUGCUGGGAUUUGUUGGUCAAAGCCACAGCAGCAGAGAAUGACAGUGGCCUAGUGGACAAAAUGAAGGAGAUACAAGAUGACCAGGUCCUCAAGUCUCAACAUAGAUUUAAAGAGAAGACGUCUGACACAAACCAACCUUGGAAGAAUGAUAUCAUCAAAAUUCUUUUUCAAGCACAAUGGUGGGGUCCUAAAGGUGAAGGUAGAAAGUAUGGUAGAAAAAAUAACCCAUAUCUACGCAAUCUUCCUACUUUGGCUCUAGUAGCAUGCUUUAUUGAAUGUGCUCUACUAGGUGCUAUUAACAACACUAUAAUAGAAUUCUCAGAGACAGCAUUUUCUGCUAGGAAUGGUUGUAUAACAGUGGGGCAAUCUGAUGUAUCUGAGCUUAUGUUUGAUUUUGAUGCUUUAGAGGAAGCAGCAAAAGCAUCCAAAUCAUAA